Molecule: messenger RNA, 3615 nt
Organism: Equus caballus (horse)
Lineage: Eukaryota; Metazoa; Chordata; Mammalia; Perissodactyla; Equidae
Product: butyrophilin subfamily 2 member A2
Biological process (GO): regulation of cytokine production; T cell receptor signaling pathway
Cellular component (GO): external side of plasma membrane
Molecular function (GO): signaling receptor binding
Source: RefSeq, a predicted model, not a curated record
ACCAAUAUCACCUCAAUGAGAUAAUGUGAAAAAAAAUUCAAACAAAAAGGAAUUGUAGGCCUCCAGGGAAAGCCUUUAGGUUCUUGAGGGAAAUGUGAAGAAAUGUGUUUCAGGAUGAUUAUUGUAGAAGAAAUCUUUACAGUGGCCUGGUUGGGGUCUCUGUGGUAUGGGAGGAGAGCACUGUGUGGGCGUAGGAGGGUGCUGGACUCAACAGGUCCAUCCACUGGCAGAGGAUGAAGCCCAACUAGAAAGUCUUCGCUGCCAUCUUCCUGCCCCUCUAGAAUGCCGCCUCCCUGAGAGAAAGGGGAUUGCCUCUCACUAGCCUCAGCAUCUCUCCCUCAAUGGGUUUUGAGUGAAUGACAAGGUCUACAGUCUACUACUGCAGCUGCUGUCUUGCUUCAUUCUCUGCCCCUCCAACCACUCCCUAUGUUCCCCCUUAUCUCUGCACGGCCCCCAAUAAGCAGAACAACUUGAAAAAGGUUCCUCUGGCUUUGGAAAGCAGGUUGUUCAUGUUUACCUCAUCACCUGCCCACCCCCAACCACAUCCACUACUACAUACACACUUCUACACACAGAGGCCUCUUUGUGGUUUGCAGCAACGGCCAAAAUGCGCGAGGAAUGUCAAGGUUUUGCACAAAAAAAAAAAAAAAGAAAAAGAAAGAAAGGGAAGUAUCUCGCUUCUGAAAACAGAAAAAGUAAAGAAAAAGGCUAAAUCAUCUCAAAGGCUAUGCGCAGCUGUGGGAUUUUAAUUUGUUUCUGUGUAUUUUACCUAGUAACUGGUGAGAAAGCUGGCUCAGGGAUACCAUUGGCUGGCUGACCCACAGCCGGCCAAUCCUGACCUCCAAACCACUCUGGAAAUACUCGGACUUUGUGGUUGGAAAGUGGACCAGGUUUCUGGUCCCACAGCUGUGCACACUGCGACUAAUGGGAGAUUAAGAAAAUUGUCUUCUCUGCUUUCCGGACAGCUUGCUCUCUGGUUGUGACUGUGCCCAUGAGCGGGUUAAAUAGAAGAGGGAGAAGCGGAAAAUCAUCAUUUGAGUGUCAGAGGAGAAAAGAAACCCAAGAAGUUAAUCUAGAAGGUCUCUGGUCCCUGUCCCUCCUGGGUGACUCAUCUUUGGUGCUUAUGGAGCCAGCAGCUGCCCUGCAUUUCUCCCUGCCAAAUGCCCUUCUCUUCUUCCACCUUCUCAGCUUGUUUGCACUGGUCUCAGACCAGUUUACUGUCGUGGGGCCAGCUGAUCCAAUCCUGGCCAUGGUUGGAGGAAACAGCAUGUUACACUGUCACCUGUCACCUGAGAAAAGUGCUGAGGACAUGGAGGUGCGGUGGUUCCGCUCUCAGUUCUCCCCCGCAGUGCUUGUGUAUAAGGGCGGGCGAGAGAGGACAGAGGAGCAGAUGAAGGAGUACCGAGGAAGGACAACCUUUGUGAAAGAGGAGAUCAGCAAGGGGAGCGUGGCACUGAUCAUCCACAACGUCACAGCCCACGAAAACGGCAUCUACCACUGUUAUUUCCAAGAAGGCAAAUCCUACAAUGAGGCCACCAUGCGCCUGAUGGUGGCAGGCCUGGGCUCUAUACCCAUCAUUGAAAUGGAGAUCCACGAGGAUGGGGGCAUCUGGCUGGAGUGUACAUCUGUAGGGUGGUACCCAGAGCCCCAGGUGGUUUGGAGGGACCCCCAUGGUAAGAUUAUGCCUGCCCUGGAGGAGACUUACACUAUGGAUGCAGACAGCCUCUUCAUGGUCACCACAGCUGUGAGCAUCAGGGACCGCUCUGUGAGGAAUGUGUCCUGCUCCAUCAACAACACCCUGCUUGGCCAGGAGAAGGAAACUGUGAUUUUCAUUCCAGAAUCAUUUAUUCCCACCACAUCUCCCUGGAUGGUGGUCCUGGUUGUCAUCCUGCCUACUUUGCUCCUCCUCAUCUCCGGGAGCAUCUGUCUUAUCAACAAAUUCCACAGGAAAAAGAUUCUCUCAGGGGAAAAGGAGGUUGAAAAUGAAGAGAAAGAAAUUGCACAGCAACUUCAAGAGGAAUUGCGAUGGAGAAGAACCCUUUUACAUGCUGCUGAUGUGGUCCUGGACCCAGACACUGCUCAUCCUGAGCUCUUCCUGUCAGAAGACCGGAGAAGCGUGAGACGGGGCCCCUUCAGGCAGAGCGUGCCCGACAACCCAGAGAGAUUUGACUGUCGGCCUUGUGUCCUGGGCCUGGAGAACUUCUCCUCAGGGAGACAUUACUGGGAAGUGAAAGUUGAAAACGUGAUGGUGUGGGCAGUGGGGGUUUGUAGAGACAAUGUUGAGAGGAAAGGGGAGGCCCUCCUGGUUCCUCAGAAUGGCUUCUGGACCUUUGAGAUGUUUGGAAACCAGUACCGGGCCCUGUCCUCUCCCGAGAAGAUUCUCCCCGUGAAAGAGCGCCUUCGCCAGGUGGGCAUCUUCCUGGACUAUGAAGCUGGAGAUGUCUCCUUCUAUAACAUGAGGGACAGAUCACACAUCUACACAUGUCCCCGUUCAACCUUCUUUGGGCCCCUGAGACCCUUCUUCAGGCUGGGGUCUGAUGACAGCCCGCUCUUCAUCUGCCCAGCGUUCACAGGGGCCCAGGGGGUCAUGGUGCCUGAGGGCGGCCUGAUCCUUCACAGGGCCGGGACCCACCACAGCCAGCAGGACCAAUUCCCUGGCCUCAGAGCCAAGUAGAAAAGCUCUGGCCAUCUCUAAUACCACAGCGCAGCACGCCAUGGAGGAAAACGGGCCCUCCUUCCCUCUGGUCACAUAAGAGAACCUCCUCCAGAGUCCCAUUUGACACCCUCUUCAGGCCCCAGCCCCAUCUCUCCCUCAUUAGGCUGUUGCUUAGUAACUCAUAUACUUGUAACCAUGGGGCUUGGUCCAGUCUCAGGAAACUUGUGCUGCCACAUAACUCCCAACCAAGAAGAAAGUGUGAGAAAGUGACAGGCAGAAAACCUGCUACUUUAACAUCAGAGUGACACAUUCAGCCUGAUACUCCAGUUGACAUCAGACACUGUGAUCUUGGGGUGAGGGCAACAGCAUACACUAGGAUGUAAGAAGGGAGGCAGUAACCACAAAAGGAGGUCAGAGAUAGAGGAAGCAGGACCAGAGAGGUGUGAUGGGGCCAAGACUGCUGGCAUGGUUAAGCUCCAUUAUUACAGCUAUGGAGACCCAGAGCUGAUGGUCCAUUUCCAACCCAGCCUCAGGAUUUCCAGACCACACAUUAAAGCUCCCCAGGCCUACAGCUGGGAUGAAGAAAGAUGAAGGAUGAGGACACCUCUGGAUCUGGUGUGGUUCAAGUGUCCUUACAGUAAACAAGGAGUUAGUACUAGUUAUCAAGUAUGGCCUAAGGUUUAAGGUCCCAGCUGAGCAGGUGGAUACUGGACCAGGUGGAUUAGAGGCUCAGGUUCAGCGGGGAGAGCAAUGGUUUCCAGCUUUUUGACCUCAGGCUGCCUUUAGACACUUAAACAUUAUUGAGGACCUCAAAGAUCUUUUGCUCAUUUGGGUCAUAUCUGUCAAUAUUUAUGGCAUUACAGAUCAAAACUGAGAAAUUAAAAAUAUAUAUAUUUAUUAAUUUAUAUUAAAAUGGCAAUAAUAAACCAAUUAUAGCUUAAUUUAAAAAAACAUGUCUG